ACCUGCCGAAGAGAGGGUCUCGGGAGCAGCUCAGAGCCAAUCGCUGGGCAGGGGCGGAGGGAGAGGCUGGAGAAGCUCCCGGAGGCGUGCGCGCAGGCGCACUGGAUGGCACCUGGCUCGCGGCAGCCGCGGAAUUAGGCUUCGCUUGCCACAAUUGCGGGACAAAGAUGGCCAGACUGCUUGUGGCGGUGAGCACCCCUCAGUGCUCCUGGGGCUGAGGCUGGGCUGGCCGCCAUGGAGCUGGGUGGGCCCUGGGCCUGGCUGCUGGGCCUGCCCACAGCCGUGGUCUAUGGCUCCCUGGCCCUCUUCGUCUCCGUCCUGCACAACGUGUUCCUGCUUUACUAUGUGGACACCUUUGUCUCAGUAUACAAGAUCAACAAAGCUGCCUUCUGGGUGGGAGAGACGGUGUUUCUCCUCUGGAACAGCCUCAACGACCCCCUCUUCGGCUGGCUGAGUGACCGUCAGUUCCUCAGCUCCCAGCCCUGGUCAGGUGCUGGGCUCUCCUCGAGGGCUGUGGUGCUGGCACGGGUGCGGGCGCUGGGCUGGCAUGGGCCGCUGCUGGCACUGUCGUUCCUGGCGUUCUGGGUGCCCUGGGCCCCGGCUGGCCUGCAGUUCCUGCUGUGCCUGUGCCUGUACGAUGGCUUCCUGACGCUCGUGGACCUGCACCAUCACGCCUUGCUGGCCGAUCUGGCCCUCUCCGCCCACGACCGCACCCACCUCAACUUCUACUGCUCCCUCUUCAGUGCGGCUGGCUCCCUGUCUGUCUUUGCCUCCUACGCCUUCUGGAACAAGGAGGACUUCUCUUCCUUCCGCGCCUUCUGUGUGGCACUGGCCGCCUGCUCUGGGCUGGGCUUUGUAGGAGCCACACGGCUGCUGAGGCGGCGGGUCGAGGCGGCCGGCAGGGAGCCGGGGUGCCCAUCCCUGGCUGUGGACGGUGGCCUCGGUGAAGAAGAGCUGCUUGUGGGCGGCAAGGAGGCAGGCAGCAUCACCUUGGGCCAGUACCUGCGGCAGCUGGCACGCCACCGGAACUUCCUGUGGUUCGUAGGCAUGGACCUGGUGCAGGUCUUUCACUGCCACUUCAACAGCAACUUCUUCCCCCUCUUCCUGGAGCAUCUACUGUCAGAUCAUAUUUCCCUCUCCACGGGCUCCUUCCUGUUGGGCAUCUCCUAUGUCGCUCCCCAUCUCAACAACCUCUACUUCCUGCCCCUGUGUCGGCGCUGGGGUGUCUACGCUGUGGUGCGCGGGCUUUUCCUGCUUAAGCUGGGUCUGAGCCUGCUCAUGCUGCUGGCUGGCCCCGACCAUCCUGGUCUGCUCUGCUUCUUCAUUGCCAGCAACCGUGUCUUCACCGAGGGCACCUGUAAGCUGUUGACUUUGGUGGUCACUGACCUGGUGGAUGAGGACCUGGUGUUAAACCACCGUAAGCAGGCGGCCUCAGCGCUUCUCUUUGGCAUGGUGGCUCUGGUGACCAAGCCAGGCCAGACCUUUGCCCCACUGCUGGGUACCUGGCUGCUGUGCUUCUACACAGGUCACGAUCUCUUCCAGCAGCCUCCACUCACCCCUGUGGGGAGUGCCCAGCCCUGGCCAGAGCCCCCGGCCCCACCCCCAGCACAGGCCCCCACGCUCCGCCAGGGCUGCUUCUACCUGCUGGUGCUGGUGCCCAUCACCUGUGCUCUGCUGCAGCUGUUCACCUGGUCCCAGUUCACACUGCACGGGAGACGCCUGCACAUGGUCAAAGCCCAGCGCCAGAACCUGGCACGGGCCCAGACUCUGGAUGUUAAGACAGUGUGAUGGAUGCGGCAAGGCCACCCUACUGAGGACACUACCUGCAGCCCUGGGCAGCCAGCCCAGGGUCCUGCUCCUCCGCUUUCCUGCGGUACAGCUUGGAGGACAGAUGGCAGAGUGGGAGCUCCUGAGGCUGAGCCAGGAGCGUCACUGAGGUCUAAGUUCCUGCCCAGCUGUCUGGCCCAGCUUGGGCAAGGGCUGGGCCAUUUGUGCUCAGGGACCUGCUUCCUCCUCCGGAGGAGCGGGGGAAGAGAGGGCCAAGAAAGGAUGGGGCUGCCCUGUGGCCACAUGGGGUCACUGCGGGGAAGGGAGGCCUGUCCCCCUAUGGGCUGGGGCUGGAGCUGUGUGAGCUUGGGAACCACUUUCUCCCAGUCAGGGGAAGCUGACUCUAAGUGCCACCAGCCCCUUCCAGUGGUUUCUCUCAGAAUUCUCUGCUUCAGCUAUGCCUGGAGUAGCAUGGCCCCAGCUGCUGCAGGGCCCCCCCAUCCCCACCCAGCCUCUAAAUGAGGUUCAUUUCAUCACAGACUGAUUAAACUCAGUCAUGUCUCUUCCA
Molecule: messenger RNA, 2335 nt
Organism: Phacochoerus africanus (Common warthog)
Lineage: Eukaryota; Metazoa; Chordata; Mammalia; Artiodactyla; Suidae
Gene: SLC68A1
Product: major facilitator superfamily domain containing 13A
Exons: 9
Coding region: 235-1788 (517 amino acids)
Source: RefSeq, a predicted model, not a curated record